CCUCACGUCUCCCUUGGCUUUGCUCAGCACRAUGGGCACAACUGAAAUUCCAUAAGCGAAGGCUCCCACUCUUCCCUCUCCCUGCUCCCAUCCACUGCARAAUGACUCUUCUCCACGGGACAGUUUUCCUUAGACCAGUCUUUUUGCCAUGGAGGCUGAAGAAACAAUGGAAUGCAUCCAGGAGUUCCCCGAGCACUACAAAGUUAUUUUGGAUAGACUGAACGAGCAGCGUGAGCAGGACCAGUUCACAGACAUCACUCUAAUUGUGGAUGGUCACCAUUUCAAAGCUCAUAAGGCAGUUCUUGCUGCCUGUAGCCAGUUCUUCUACAAGUUCUUUCAAGACUUCACUCAGGAGCCUUUGGUGGAGAUAGAAGGUGUAAGUAACAUGGCAUUUCGUCACCUAAUUGAGUUCACUUAUACAGCAAAACUAAUGGUGCAAGGUGAGGAAGAGGCAAAUGAUGUUUGGAAAGCAGCUGAGUAUCUACAGAUGUUAGAAGCAAUCAAAGCACUUGAAAUCAGGAACAAAGAAAAUGCAUCACCUCUGGAAUCAAAUCAAACACAAGAUAAAAAUAAACCGAAAAAGAGGAAGAUAGCUGAAACCUCUAAUGUUAUCACAGAAACGUUGCCAUCUGCAGAAUCAGAGCCUGUUGAAAUUGAGGUUGAGAUUGCUGAAGGGACAAUCGAAGUGGAAGAUGACAGCAUGGAAACAUUUGAAGAAGUGGCCUCUGCAGAGCAGUCCAUAAAGUACAUCCAGACUACUGGCACCUCGGACGAGUCGGCGUUGGCUCUCUUGGCAGAUAUCACCAGCAAGUAUCGUCACGGGGAGAGAAAAUGCCAGCUCCAAGAAGAAGGUGACAGUGCAACCGAUCCCUCGUGCAAACAGGUAGAAGGUAUUGAAAUUGUGGAACUUCAGCUGUCACACAUGAACAAUUUAUUCCACUGUGAGAAAUGUAACCGUUCGUUUAAAUUGUUUUACCAUUUUAAGGAGCACAUGAAAACACACUCUACUGAGAGUUACAAGUGUGACAUAUGCAAUAAAAGGUACCUACGAGAGAGUGCUUUGAAACAGCACCUCACCUGCUACCACCUCGAUGAAGGUGGCGCCAGCAAGAAGCAAAGACCUGGCAAAAAAAUACAUAUCUGCCAGUACUGUGAUAAACAGUUUGACCAUUUUGGACACUUUAAGGAGCACCUUCGGAAGCACACAGGUGAGAAACCAUUUGAAUGUCCCAACUGCCAUGAACGUUUUGCCAGGAAUAGCACCCUCAAAUGUCACUUGACGGCCUGUCAGUCCGGAGCUGGAGCUAAAAAGGGAAGAAAGAAGCUGUAUGAAUGUCAGGUGUGUAACAGCGUGUUUAACAGCUGGGAUCAAUUUAAAGAUCACUUGGUAAUACAUACGGGUGACAAACCCAACCACUGUACCUUAUGUGAUUUGUGGUUCAUGCAAGGCAGCGAGCUGAGAAGGCACCUCAAAGACAUACACAAUAUUUCAGAACGAAUAGUGCCAGAAGAAGUUCUUCCAGUGGAAGCCGUGGAAGCAGAACCAGUAACAUCAAUGACUAUAAUAGAACAAGUGGAGCAAGUCCACGUGCUGCCAGUAAUCCAAGUACAAGUGGAUCCUGCACAAGUAACUGUGGAGCAGAUGCACCAGGACCUCCUCCAGGACAAUCAAGUGAAAGGCACACAGAUAGACGAACUGCAGGAGCAGGUACAAAUCAGUUACUUGGAGGUUGAGCACAUUCAGACUGAACAAGGGGCUGAAGUUCAUGUGGAGCAAUUACAUGUUGAGCAUGUAAAUCAAAUACAGAUGGAAGAAGUACAGGCAGAACUUAUAGAUGGAACAGACCUUGAGCAAGUAGAAUAUGAAAGCGUUGAUCAGGGGGAAGCAGAAGAGAAGGAACCUAGUCCAGUAGAAGAUGCAGCAAAGGAAGAUCAUGAACAAGCUGAAGACUUAAAAACUCAACAGCUAGUAGAAACACAGCAUGAAAAGGUGGAUGACUAGGACAAAUUGCCACACUGUGCAGGUUUAGGAAUGAAAUACCAAAUUAUUUUUGUUAAUUUCUACACUGGUUUUUGCACCCAUCAGUGAUCAGCUUUUCAAUAUGCUGUCCAAGAAGCUGGACAAGCGGACCAAAGUUAAUUUUCUUCAUGUACAACUAAAUAUCUCUCAUACAUGAGAAGUAACUUUCCCAUUCAUGUAGCACCAAAAACAGGAACUACCACAGAGUUGGACAGCUUGUGAGGAAUCGAGUAAGAAAUUACCUGCAUCACUGUUCCACCAUGCCCAGGUAUAUAUUGACCUCUCCUCCUCUUGCCAUAGAAUCAAGCUCCCCUUAACAGAUUUGCAGGGUGUCUGCAGCAGAAGAAUUAAAACCUGGUGGGUUCUAAUGUAAAUGGCCAAUUGUUUAGCUGUGAAUUCUGUAGGCAAACAAUGGUGCUGUGUCCUGACAGUGAUCCUUGCUCUCCCUAUUAUCCGAGAUGCUUUCUGUCGAUUGGUACUUUGGAACUUCAGGCUGGGGAAAAUCAUGGMGGUCUGGAGCACAAAAACCCUGUGCCUUUUCAACAGUGACUGAUUAAACUUCCACAAAGCUCCUAAAGUGUUUAAGAGCCUAGUGCAGGUAAAGGCAAUGUAGGUAAUGUUAUAGUGCUUUAUAUUUUUGCUUAAAAUUGUCAGCUACUGAUUUUUUUUCUCCUUUUUUUUUUUCCUUUGCAUUCAGUUUAGAUUGGGAGGGGAAGGGGGUGUUGAGGGAGAGGAGAAAACAGAUUCCACAUGGAAGCAGUGGGACACUUUAAAAGGGACACUUUAAAAUAGGAAAAGCCCAGUAGAAUGUGGUAAACAUAAGCUGGAAACAAAAAGGACCUUACUACCAGACUCUUUUAUAAAUUUUUAAUUUUUAAAAAUGACUGUGUUUAAACAUAGAGAAGACUUGUCUAUAUGGUAUCAGGUUCCUGGGUUUUUUGAAAUGAAAUUCUGACACUUGACACAAAGAUCUUGUGCUAAAAAUAAAAGCCAUAGGUAUGAGUGUUUAAACUGUGGAUUAAAAAGUAGGAAUGUAAAUAUUUUAAUCAAUAUUAGACAAUAAAACAGUACCAACCAUGAAAUGUUGCAUUAUUUGCUUUAUCCAAUAAGUUGGGAAACAAUUGAGGAAAAUGGUUUACAAAGCAACUACRGUGCCAUGUCCCAGUGUUAGGAAUCAACUUCAUUUUGAUAAGAUAAUAGCUCGUUAUUGUAAGAUUAAGUUUGUUUAGUGACUGCUGAUCUGGUUGUAUUUUUGAAGAUGCUAAGAACUUCUAGUUUUCAAUUAUUGCCUUGAGAUUGGAGGUGCUUCAUACUUCCGAAAAACUUUUCUUUCCCUUAACUGGAGGGGGGGAAAUUAGGCAAGAGUUCUCUAAUGCUCUGGGUAAUCCUAUCUGUUAGGAUUACUAAUAGAUAUUAAUGAAAAUUGGGCUUUUCUACUCAGUCUUCUUCAAGUGCAGAUUUCCUCAGGCUUGUUCAAAUGUGUUUUUUUUUUUUUUUAUGUAGUCUCACUCAAAAUGAUUCUUGUGUUUUGUUAUACCAUCUGAGAAACUUUUGCACAACAUGGAUC
Messenger RNA from Nothoprocta perdicaria, 3587 nucleotides. It is a transcript of the gene ZBTB35, whose product is annotated as zinc finger protein 131. The transcript is spliced from 7 exons. Gene Ontology annotation, cellular component: nucleus. Gene Ontology annotation, biological process: regulation of transcription by RNA polymerase II. NCBI's taxonomy places the organism in Eukaryota, Metazoa, Chordata, Aves, Tinamiformes, Tinamidae. Gene Ontology annotation, molecular function: DNA-binding transcription factor activity, RNA polymerase II-specific; RNA polymerase II cis-regulatory region sequence-specific DNA binding; protein binding. Bases 149 to 2002 code for a protein of 617 amino acids. The record is from RefSeq and is a predicted model, not a curated record.